Messenger RNA from Stylonychia lemnae, 852 nucleotides. Lineage: Eukaryota; Ciliophora; Spirotrichea; Sporadotrichida; Oxytrichidae. The record is from the annotation of a GenBank genome assembly.
AUGAGAUCCAUUUCAAUUCUAAAGAUAUCACUAGCAGUGCUCCUCUUCAUAUCCCCAGCAUUUACUCAAAAUGAAUUCACUUAAAUGGGUGAAAUGAUUGAUGAUGCCCAAGUCAUUAUUAACUAAUCAAACUCAGCUUAUCAACAAUACAUGAAAUGUUUCAAUGACUGUGACUCCAACAACCUCGGAUACGACUGCUACUAUCAAUGCUCAAAUGAAUUGAGUGAAAAUAUGAAAACUGUUAUCUCCUUGUUCAAAGUUGAUCCAGCCUAUAACUUUGAUGAAGUUGAGAACAGAUUCUUCACUGAGGAUGCUAUCUUUGAGGUUGGAACUGAUCUUUCAGAACAAGCAAAAGAUCUUAAAUUCUAGAAUAUGAUGAAUACCGUCAAACUCUUUGCUCUCGAAAAGCACUCAAGAGCAUCAUUCGACCCACUAUACUUAGCUGCUACUGACGUAUUCGAAGCUUACAGCCAAUGCCUCAAUAACUGUGUCUUGGGAGACGCAGAUGUUUAUACUUGUAUGGAUGGAUGCAGUACAUAAUACCAAAAGAGCCUCGAAAAAGAGAUGUCAUACUCAUUGGGUCUUGAGAAUUUACAAUCCUUCACCUCAAUUACUGAAAGCUGGAUUUAGUAUACUAACUGUAUGAGAAAAGCAACAUCUUAAGAGGAAUAGCAAGCAUGCAAUCACCUUCUUCCCUCAUACUCACUAAAUGAAAUGCAAUCUCUUAUAAGUCACCAACUAAGUCAAGCAGGAACUUCCAGCCAGAAAGCAACAAGCUCAACAAUAACUCGUAGUCGGCACUUCCACCUUAAAGUAAAAUGCUGGACAAUACAAGCAAGUUGCUCAAUCUGA